AAUUGAGCUUAUUUGUUCUGUCUUUCGCCAUCUCCGCUCAUCCGCUAUACUAGAAGUAUAUCCAUAUUAGUCACAAAGUUGUCGAAUAUGCCACGCCUCUCCCCGGUUUCCUCGAAAGCCAUUCUUAGAUCUGUCUCGGAACAAGUCCCGAAAGUUGCAGGCUCGAUUGGAUCUUACAGAUAUCUAUCUACGACAGCGCCUGCACAGAAGAAUGUAACCCUGCUCCAAGAUAAGAAUAAUGGAUUCGGGUUCGCACGGUCCAACCCUAGACCGCCGAAGCCGAGGAGCAAGGGUGUCACUGAGAUCAGAGGGCCGUACUACACGGUUAUGGGCAAGAGAUACUUGGCCGAUGUGCUUGAAACAAUGGGGACCCAUGUGGAUGGUCUCAAGUUUGCAGGAGGCUCUUUUUCGCUGUUCCAGGAGAAGCCCUUGAGGGAACUGAUUGACCUGGCUCAUGAGCAUGGCGUUUAUGUCUCGACGGGUGGAUGGGCUGAGCACCUCCUCACUCAUCCUGACACAAAUGCCGUCUUUGACAAAUACCUCCAGAAGUGCAAGGACCUAGGUUUUGAUGUAAUUGAGCUUUCAUCCGGCUUCUUAUCAUUCCCCGAGGAUGACUGGCUUCGCCUCGUCGACAAAGUUCACUCAUACAAGUUAAAAGCGAAGCCCGAGCUGGGCAUUCAAUUCGGUGCAGGCGGUGACACCCCAGCCUCUGGUUUGGAGGCGAUUGGCACUUCAGACCCUGGAAAGCUGGUCAACCUGGGCCAUAAAUUCCUCAACGCUGGCGUUGAGCGCUUGAUGAUCGAGUCCGAGGGCAUCACGGAGAAUGUGGAGUCCUGGCGCACUGACGUGGUGUCCAAGAUCAUGAAGGAACUGCCGCCAGAGCGUGUUAUGUUUGAGGCUGCAGAUCCGAAGGUUUACAAUUGGUAUAUCCGGGAGUUCGGUAUUGAUGUCAACCUUUUCGUCGACCAUAGUCAGAUUGUGCAGCUGUCGUGCUUGCGACAUGGUAUUUGGGGUACGGCUGAUACAUGGGGGAAGAUUGUCUCCUUUCGCCCUGAGUAGAUAGUCUGUUUUUGCAAGUAAUGGAGCGCAUAAUCUAGCUAGGUACUAGUAAUUUUUUUUUUAACUCAAUAUACAAAGGUGUAG
This is a messenger RNA of Aspergillus caelatus, 1143 nucleotides long. Its product is annotated as phosphosulfolactate synthase. The transcript is spliced from 6 exons. Lineage: Eukaryota; Fungi; Ascomycota; Eurotiomycetes; Eurotiales; Aspergillaceae. The record is from RefSeq and is a predicted model, not a curated record. The annotation marks the transcript as partial.